Messenger RNA from Caretta caretta (loggerhead turtle), 967 nucleotides. Lineage: Eukaryota; Metazoa; Chordata; Testudines; Cheloniidae. The record is from RefSeq and is a predicted model, not a curated record.
AUGAUCACCUGGGUUAGCAAGCUCUCCACGCUGAUCAAAGAGGAAAUGGGAAUUCAAAGUUUCCAGGGCUUUAACAGGGGAGGGGCUGUUUCCUGUGUACUUGGCUGCUGUGCAGUGGAGUUUAAAACGAUCUCCAGAGCAGUCACAGCAGAGCAUUGUGGGACACCUAUAUGCCAGUUCAGACAACUUACACAACACUGCGUCUACACUGACUCUUUGUUGACCCAUCAACAUCGAAUCAAGUGCUACACCUCUCAUGGAGUUCUGUUCCAGGACUCCUGCUCGCUGAUCCGAAAACACCUCCACAGCCCACCAGAAAUGAGCGAGCAGGAAAUAACCUACACCGAACUGAAAUUUCACACUCCUACUCAACAGCAAAUGUGGCAAAGAGCUGAGAAGACCAAGACCAAAGAUUUUGCUUCUCCAUCUUCCCCGUGGCGAUAUGUUGCAGUGAUUCUGGGGAUCCUCUGUGUAGUAUUGUUGGGAGCUGUGGGGUUCCAGAGUGUCAAACGAGACAACUGCAGCCUUUGCCCAGAAAACUGGAUACAGCAUGAGGAGAACUGUUACCACUUUUCUACUGAAUGGAAAACUUGGCAAGAGAGUCAAGAUUAUUGUUCUUCUCGGGGCUCCAGACUUUUGAAGAUACACAGCAAAAAAAAACAGGAUUUCAUAAAGCCUCUAGCAUUUUCUUAUCACUGGAUCGGAUUAUUCCGUAAUGGGAUCAAUGAAUCCUGGGUUUGGGAGGAUGGCACAGCUCUAACCCUUAACCUGUUUGCAGAACAUCCAGAUUUUAAUAGCGGUGACUGUGCAGCUUUCAGAAUUGGAGAAGCCCACUCCUAUGUUUGUACACAAUCAAAACCCUAUAUUUGUGAGCAGAGGGCCACUUAGAUGAAGCCUGUUAUACCAGCAUAAGAAAGACUGGAGAAAGACACUGAGGCUUCUUCAGUGGCCCUCAGUGCCUCACUGA